This is a messenger RNA of Chlorella variabilis, 486 nucleotides long. RefSeq names its product expressed protein. The record is from RefSeq and is a predicted model, not a curated record. Lineage: Eukaryota; Viridiplantae; Chlorophyta; Trebouxiophyceae; Chlorellales; Chlorellaceae. The transcript has 5 exons. Bases 1 to 486 code for a protein of 161 amino acids.
AUGGUUGUGACUCUGCCGCCUGCAGCACCCUGCACCACGAUUGCCCCUACGUUCCGUGUGCGCUAUGCGCCGGUCUCCAAUGGGAUGCCCAGGCUCCUGCAGGCGAACCAGAAGCUCGCCCCUUGGCUGGUGGCCGGACUGGCUGCAGCACAGCUGUUCCACACAGGCCCAGCCCUGGCAGCGCCACUGGAAGCGGCGCCAGCACCUGCCGCCGCCACCGCCAGCACACGUGCCCUUGACUUCCUGGCCGAUGCCAGCGGACCCAUCUCCCUGCUGUUGGGCGACUUUCAGAUGCCGGGCCUGACGGACUGGACCACUUCUGGUGCACGCGAGACCCUGGCAGGAGAGGUGCUGGGGCAGGAUGCGGUGCUGGCAGGUCCAGCAAAGAGGCGAACCGGCCUGGAUCCUGCUGGCCGCCCCUGCUACUCUCGCCUGCUGUGCACCGCUGUGUACGUGGCAGCCAACCCAGACGAUGCGGCAGAGUGA